Molecule: messenger RNA, 4386 nt
Organism: Schistosoma margrebowiei
Lineage: Eukaryota; Metazoa; Platyhelminthes; Trematoda; Strigeidida; Schistosomatidae
Source: the annotation of a GenBank genome assembly
ACUGUUAAGCGCCAACUUCGGCAUCGAACCUUACGUCAAGUUUCGAUUAUUAAACUGUGUUCAUUUCAUUCUUGUAUUUUUGUUGACUGUUAUCGACCACUUUCCUUAUUAAAGCUAUAAUGAGUUGUCCGAUUUGUGAAAAUCGUCAACUUAUAGAAGAUGAAAACACUGGACAGUUGAUUUGUUCAGAAUGUGGAACUGCAACAGGUGUUUAUAGAGGGGUUACCCAAUCCCAGGAUUUCUCUGAAACCCGCGGAUUACGAGUGAUUCAAAAGACUGAACUUAUAGGUAGUCAAUCUAACCAAGCAGCUACAGAUAACAUAGCGGACGCAUCGAGAUUUGUAAAAGUUGAAUCGGAUAGCACACAUGACCAAAAUAUGAAUUUUGUUUGUCGUGAAGACCUGUUGAACACAUUAGAUGAUGAUCUCUUUAGCACGAAUGAGGUGAGCUUCACUAAUCCUAUGCAGAAAGAAAAGUGCUUUGAAAGCCAUCGUCCUUGGCGGUUAUCUGAACCUUUCACUUUCAUAAUGAGACGUCAAGCAAAUUGUUUGGCUAAAGAAUUAAAUCUUUCUGUGGAACAAAAAGUAUCAUUUUGUGAUACUGUUUGGGACAUAUGGCUCCACUAUUUGUCUAUAACUGGCGAACUUGGCUCUGAUGCUUGGGUAAAUGCAGCUCUUUUAUUGGCAAAUUCGCUUAGUGAAGUACUUGAAAGCAAGAUGAUUCCAGAAGAAGACAAGCCUACUAAUAAAAUAUUACGGAAACACAAAACAUCGGAUCACUGUUAUAUGACUACCCAGCGUGAACACGAAUCGGAGCUCAUAAAAACUCGUCUAAGUCAAUUUCAGUGGGUUGGUUGGGGUCUAUUGUAUGAACCAGAGGAAGGUCGGGAAAUAACUAAUAUUCUACAUUUGUCUCGAAAAAAAAAGGCAUCGAAAAAAGUCGACAAAAGUAAAAAAUCUAAACGACGUGGACGUAAACGAAAAGACUGUAGUGAGUCUGAUUCAUCAGAAUCCGUUUUUUCUGAUAAAAAUCCUGAUGACGAUGCUCAAUCCGUCCAUUCAUCUGAUUUGAGAAACCCAGAUGUUCAUGAUUCGGACCUGUCCUAUCAACCUAAAGCUGUGGAAUCGGAAUUAUUCCCUAAUAAUAAUUGGACACAAGAAAUACCACCACAGCAUUUCGCCAAACAACUAUCUCAGUUACGACCGAUAGGUCAUUUACUUUGGCGUGGUCAAAUUGAGGGUGGUUUUCACUGUCGUGUGUUAAUGGAGUAUAAUGUGGCUAUUUUGUUUAUCGCUUGUUUAACUACUUGUCCUGUACGAAAUGCAGUCAAUCCAUUAUUUUCUUCACAUUUUAUAAAUCCAGAUUUCCCAAAUAAUCCAUGUGCACUUACUACAAUGAUUACUUUAAAAGAUUUACAAGACCUAUGCAUUAAUCAUCGUUUACCUUUCAUAUCUGUUCAAAGUUUAUUUCCUCCAGGGGCCUUUUGCAUUCGUGAUCAGAGUCUAUUAAGUUUAAUCCGACGUCAUAGACCUCCGGAAAUCAAUCAUUUAGCGUAUGCAACUGCUCGGAUGCGUGAAUUUAUUGGGUUGAAUCAUUUCCCAAAAUAUCCACUGAGCUGGUUGGUGCAUCGUCAUAUAACCGCUCUAGGUCUUCCGGUGGUAAUGCAUGAAUUUGUACGACCUUUGUUAGAGAGACUACAACAGGAAUGUAUUCAUGUUGAUAAAUAUAUAUACCGCUCUUUGUUAAGUUCAAUCCCCUGGCCCAGGGUCGUUCGACCAGAAGUGUUUGCAAUGGCAUUAGUUGUCAUACUGUUACGUCUUGUAUUCAAAUUCGAUGAUACCUUUGAACAUCGACUUAGUUCUGUCGCUAAAGCUCUGGAGUUAUUUCCCAAUCGUCCAAUUAAAAGUGGUCAAACGUCGGACAUCUCAUUAUACGAUCGACCUUUUGUCUGGAUUUCAUGGGUGCAAUAUAUCGACUCACGAUUUCAUCCAUCUCACAAACUUAAUUUACAUUUGUUGAAAAGUGAUCAAAAUCCAUAUAGUAAUGCUCGAGUUCAUGAAUCUAACCAACCAUUAGUCAUGACUGCUAAUCAAGGAUCUGAGCUACUCAACUUAGAUACAGCUUCUGACUUCUUAGGUUCAACUGAAUUCAAAAUUGGUCGUGAUAUUGGUUGGAAUGAGAAGAGUAUGAAAAAGAUUAAAAUAGCUGAUGUGAGUUCUACUAUAUUGCUAUUAAAUUCUUAUGUUUGUGUAUCGCAUAAAUAAGGUAAGAGAAUACUUUAUCUUAAAUUAAUUCAAAUAUUGGCAUUUCUGUAAACCUAUUUAUAGGUGGUUUUUUUCAUUGUGUUAGAUUUGGUGGUUGUAUUUCUCUAUAAGAUAACGUCCUACACAUUUUUUGGUUACGAUUAAUCUUGACUUGUGACAAAAAUAAUGUAAACACCUAUUUGUCCAAAUGGAACAUUCUACUUCCAAUAUUCAAUCUCAUAAGCGAACACGGUGAGCAGUAGUUCGUUAUAUGACUCAAUCUAUACAAUAAUAUGGAGUAAUUUUUUGAUCAAACAUCAACACAGAUAAAAUAUUACAAUGUGGGCAUAACUACGCCAUAAGUGAAAGAGAACUAAGUAAUUGGUUCGCAGUUAAUCAAGAAAGGUAAAACACACAACAAUAAUUUAUGCUCCAAACGAGGAAUUGCAAUCAAAAGAAUAUAAUAUUAUUGAGAUGGUGAAGAAUAUUUGUAGCUCAGGUUAUUGGUUUUGGCGGAAUUUCGUCCUCUGAGCUGGAUAGAUUAGUCGUGGAUCUUUUACUGUUCUUCCGAACAACAUCAUCAGCAUAUGCAUACGCUAUCAUGAAUCAUAUACUAUAUUUUAUUAUUGAAUGAAUUUCCCCUUUUCCAUACUGCACAAACAUAUUCUUAAGGGGAAAAAUAAAUUAUGUGUGACUCAUUGGAAGAUCCUGUGAUUUGACUAAAAUGGAAUUUAUUUUUAUCGUAUAAAAACCUGGUAACUAUUUGUUCUGGCAGUCUUGAACUUAAAGAUAUGAAAUUAUAUCACUUUGACUAGAAAUGGUAAUGAAUAUUUAUGGAAGAAUUUCAAAAAUAAAUAUUUACAACUCCAUUAAUAUUUACUUAUUAUUAUUAAUAUUACGUAUAAUGAUUUUUGUCGAAUAGUGUACUUUUCAUUCUGAGCAUAAACUUUUUAAAUUCGAUAACAUUUCAACAUUAUUACAAUAGAAUAGAUACCUAAUGAUUACAUGCUUUUCUUAUGCAUAAAUUCAUUUCAUAUUAUUAAUCGUCGUUUUCUUCACUUAGGCUUCGGUAAAAUUGUUACUAUCUCAGCCAUUGCGUAAUCUAUUCGAACCAUGUCAAGUGGUUGAUUUGACUGAUUCAACUUUAACUACUCAAAAUCAAUGUACGCAUCGUCAUCAAAUGGUUGUCAGUAAUUUUACAUCUGAUUCCAGUACUAACAGUAAAAAAACCACAACUUACAAAAGUUUGCUACUUUCAGAUUACGAACAAGAUGGCUUACUAAGCCCAUUUCUCAAUACACAAUUAAACUUUUUGUAUAACGAAGAUAUUGAUGUCAAUGAUUAUAUUCCAAAUUCUUUUAAUGACCAUCAAACAUUGACCGAUUCAUACGGAUUUAAUGAAUGCACUAUAAGAGAGUGGUGGUCAGAUUUGAUAAAUCAACGAUCUGAUUACUACUCGAUUUGUAUAGGAGAAUGGUCUUCAAAUUCUUCGAGCAAAUCUCAGUGGAAAAAUCGUAAUCGUAGCAAACAGCCACUUAUUUUACCAAAACCAGUAGAAGAAUUCAUUGCUAAACAUGAUGAAAGUUUAUCCAGAGCGCUUGGUCAUGAUGAAUUAGUACAUGCCAAACAGAACGACAAGGAUAAUUCUCUAACGGAAGAAUCUAACAAUCUCAAUGCUUCUCAGAUCUUAGAAGCUGAGAAACCUGUAUGUUUACAUUGUUCUGACCCUAGCCGAAGCAUGAAGUGGCUAGUCGACAUCUGUGCAAUGAUUUGUGGAGCGUCCAAUAUUAAAUCACUACUCACUGAAAUUGAAUGUCUAGAACGCUUGCUUAAGUGGCAUGCGAAAGCUUCAUGUUCACACUCAGUUUCAGGAAAUGAUCCACGUCAAGUUGAUUAUGCAAUUUUGUCAUUUUUUGAUUUGAAUGUAGAUAUUUGUGAAGUAUCAGGAAAUUCGUAGAUUAGUCACUUUUUCUAUAUCUUUUUUUCUGAUAUGUCGUUCUCAAAUUAAUUUGUACAGAGAUAUCAAUUAUUUAUAUUUUACUUAUUUUAUCAACUGAACCUGAACUAGUUGUGUAUUUGCGGUAGUAAAUCUGUUUUUCAUUGAAUUGUACAGUAUAGAGAAAAAAGCUUAACGUACAUAGAC